Aspergillus fijiensis CBS 313.89 is the source of this 887-nucleotide messenger RNA. RefSeq names its product 2-deoxyribose-5-phosphate aldolase. Gene Ontology annotation, cellular component: cytoplasm. NCBI's taxonomy places the organism in Eukaryota, Fungi, Ascomycota, Eurotiomycetes, Eurotiales, Aspergillaceae. Gene Ontology annotation, biological process: deoxyribonucleotide catabolic process; carbohydrate catabolic process. The annotation marks the transcript as partial. The transcript has a single exon. Gene Ontology annotation, molecular function: deoxyribose-phosphate aldolase activity. The record is from RefSeq and is a predicted model, not a curated record.
CACAGCAUCCAUCUCCAACCCAACCCACAUUCUCAACCCUCACCACUACCACCACCACCACAACCAAAUCAAACAUAACCAUGCCCCCCGCAACCCCCCCAACCGACUCCGACUGGAAAGCCCUCAUCACCACAACCCUCCAACAGCUCCAAUCCACCACCACCACCAGCUUCCCAACCCACCCGCUCCCCGCGCACCCCAGCCUCACAAUCGACCACACCCAACUGUCCCCGACCGCCAGCCCCACGCAAAUCGACACCCUCUGCACCGAAGCCCAACGCCACCACUUCGCCACCGUCUGCGUGCGGCUGCCCUACGUCGCCCGCGCCGUGCAGAACCUGUCCGGCAGCAGUAGCAGCAGCAGCUCCCCCCAAACCACCCCAGACAAGCCCACGCCAACCCCCGGCAUAGCCUGCGUAAUCUCCUUCCCGCACGGCACGGACCCGACCGCUUCCAAGACGCACGAAGCCGCCUCCGCCGUCGCCGCCGGCGCCACCGAGCUGGACAUGGUGCUGAACCGGCCCCUCCUGCAGGCGGGGGAAUACACGGCCGUGUACGCGGACAUCCGGGCCGUGCGGACGGCGAUCCCGGCGGACGUGGUGCUGAAGGUCAUCCUGGAGACGGGGCGGCUGGCGGGGACGGAGGAGGUGGUGGCGGGGAGUGUGGUUGCUUGUCUGGCGGGUGCGGAUUAUAUCAAGACGAGUACGGGGUUUGAUGGGCCCGGGGCGAGGGUGGAGGAUGUGCGGGUGAUGCGGUGGGUUGCGGGGAGGAUGGGGACGGGGACGAGGGUCAAGGCUAGUGGUGGGGUGAGGGGGGCGGGGGACUGGAGGGCGAUGGUGGAGGCCGGGGCGGAGAGGGUGGGGAGUAGUUCGGGGGUGGGGAUUGUG